Molecule: messenger RNA, 2953 nt
Organism: Podospora bellae-mahoneyi
Lineage: Eukaryota; Fungi; Ascomycota; Sordariomycetes; Sordariales; Podosporaceae
Exons: 4
Coding region: 233-2635 (800 amino acids)
Molecular function (GO): polygalacturonase activity
Source: RefSeq, a predicted model, not a curated record
CCCCCCCAGGAGUGUGUGCUCCUUCCUCGGUGCAAGCACUGUCAGGCAUCAGGAAAAGUAAAGGCUUGUGCUCCUCCAGUUCCAACAACUCAUCUCUCAGACAGAGACACGACAAGACUCUCGGCCGCAUAGCACUUGUUGUUUCCCCCGGUUGCUUCUUCGCUGCUCCACUCAGACAUCGUUGCCUAGAGUGGUGUCUCUCUAACCACUUCAUUCGUACAACACAUCAACAAUGAAGAGCAUAAAUCCCCUCUGGCUGCUUGCAGCUUCACUUGUCCGUGCUACCUUCUGGAUGGAGGAUCUGUCCCACCAGGGAAUUGCCUCCUUCAACCCCGACAGAGGAUACCAAGUUUUUCGAAAUGUUCGUGACUUUGGUGCCAAAGGUGAUGGAGUUACCGACGAUACUGCUGCCAUUAAUGCCGCCAUGAGUCACGGCAAUCGCUGCGGUGGCUAUGGCUGCAUUGGAGCGACCAUCAACCCGGCCAUUGUUUACUUUCCGCCCGGAACCUACCUGAUCUCCAGCCCAAUCGUCGGCCUCUUCUACACUCAGAUGAUUGGCGACCCCACUGAUAUGCCCGUCAUAAAGGGCGGUUCCAACUUCACUCAGGAUGGGAAGGCCUUGCUUGAUGCCGAUCCAUAUCUGAGCAAUGGCAAGCUCAAUUUCAUCUCUACCAACGUCUUCUUCCGACAGGUCCGCAACCUGGUGUUCGAUACCACAGCCAUACCGCACCAGACCUGGGCAGUCCAUUGGCCGUCUGCCCAGGCUACUGUCAUUCACAACUGUGUCUUCAUAUUGUCACCAAACUUUGAGGACGGACAUACGGGAAUUUAUAUGGAAGAGGGCAGCGGCGGCAUGUUGACUGAUCUUGUCUUUUAUGGCGGACAGUACGGAGCCCAGUUUGGUAGCCAACAGUAUACCGUACGCAACCUCACUUUUCACGGCUCGCAAACUGCCAUCCUGCAAGUUUGGAACUGGGGAUUUACGUACAAGUCUCUCAGCAUCAAUGACUGCGAGAUUGGCCUCAACAUGUCCUCUCCCGACGUAGGCUCCGUCACACUGCUGGACAGCUCGUUUACCAAUGUCGAUACUGCCAUCAUUGUGGGCAGACACAAUAGCAGCGCUACUGGUCUUGGGUCACUGUUGAUUCAAAAUGUCAAGUACACCAACGUUCCCACGGUUAUGAAGGAUCUGGACGGAAACCAAGUUCUCGCCGGCAAUGCUUCAGGAGCCCUCUUUGAGUGUGGCUAUGCCAAGGGAAGCCUUUACGCUCCCGAAGGGCCAUCUGCGUUUGAGGGACGUGAUAUUGCCUUUGACCAGCCUUCCGCCCUAAAACUCGGUGAUCAGUACUACGAGAGGUCGAAGCCUCAAUAUGAGGGCUACCCUGCCGGUGCAUUCGUGUCGGCCCGCAACAUCUCCGCUGUUGGAGACGGUGUGACUGAUGACACAGUGGCUUUGAACUCGUUCUUUGACGUUGCGACCGAGCCGACAGUGGUUGGGUUUCUGGAUGCGGGGUUUUACCGGGUGACUGACACCGUGUAUAUCCCAGCAGGUGCUCGAGUUGUCGGUGAGGGUCUUGCUGCCGUCAUCAUGGGCGCAGGCAAAAAGUUUUCCGACGUCACCAAUCCCCGUCCAGUGGUUCAGAUCGGAAAGCCUGGUGAGCUUGGCUACGUCGAAAUCAGCGAUAUCAUUGUCUCGACACAAGGCCCAACAGCAGGCGCUAUUGCCAUCGAGUACAACUUGAACACCCCAAUACUGGACGGGAAUAUCACCGUCGAUACACCUCCAUCGGGACUUUGGGAUGUCCAUGUUCGCAUUGGCGGUUUCGGAGGCUCCAAGCUCCAGGUGGCAGAAUGCCCCAUCACUCCCAACAUCACCAAUGUCGUCGAGCCUGCCUGCAUUGCUGGGUACAUGAGCAUGCACAUCACGCCGAGUGCUGGCAAUCUGUACAUGGAAAAUAACUGGAUGUGGGUUGCUGAUCACGAUAUGGAGGACUGGAACCAGACUCGGAUCGAUGUCUUUGCUGGCCGAGGCCUCUUGAUCGAAGGGUCCAAUAUCUGGAUGCUGGGCAAUGCAGUUGAGCACCACACUCUUUACCAGUAUCAGCUGGUCAACGCAUCUAAUCUGUGGAUGGGUCAGAUUCAAACAGAGACACCAUAUUACCAACCCAACCCACAGGCCCCUUACCCUUUUACACAGGUUAACACCACCCUGCACGACCCUGAUUUCAUGACCGAUUGCCCAGGUUCGUCCCCCAGCACGGUUGAGCAGCUGCCAGGUGACCCGCCGUGCGCCAUGGCGUGGGCUAUGCGCAUCAUUGGGUCCAAGAACAUCACGGUGUUUGGUGCUGGCCUCUACAGCUUCUUCAACAACUACUGCACCAACUGCAGCACCAACCAUGCGGGCGAAAACUGCCAGGCGAGAAUCUUUUCGAUUCAGGAUGCCAACGGCACAGAAGUGGUCAACUCCACGACGGGUUUGCAGAUGUACAACCUAAACACGAUUGGGAGCGUGAGCAUGCUCACCAUCAAAGGGGAGGACGUCGCGUUUUGGAACGAAACCAUUGCAACAUAUGCCAGUACGAUGGGGAUCUUCAGGAACGAUGGCAAUGGCACAAAUGUGUCGUCGACUUCUUGAGUUGUUUGUUUGCAGUUCUUAUCAUUGACACUGACAGGAGGUGUCUUAGGUAUCAUGUUGAUCAGAGGAGGGAUUUCUUGGUACGAUGAAUGAAGAAUCUCAGUAAUGGGCUUUUGGGAGCACAUAGUGCACCUGGGCUUAGCUAGUUGAUAGAGUAACCAGUUACCUGGUAAUCACUUAUCACGAUGGGCUUCUCUUCACUGAGGUGUGAUUUAGAACAGUCAAGAUCUUGCGGUGUCGCGUUGCUCAGAAAAGCAAUCCUUAUCAGAUAUUGGAUUUCAGAUCAUCUCCCCCGGCCGUGGCCGUGACACCCCUGCC